Molecule: messenger RNA, 363 nt
Organism: Neltuma alba
Lineage: Eukaryota; Viridiplantae; Streptophyta; Magnoliopsida; Fabales; Fabaceae
Exons: 1
Coding region: 1-363 (120 amino acids)
Source: RefSeq, a predicted model, not a curated record
AUGCUGGGAUGCAGACCGAGUGAUACACCCAUAAGAGUUGAUAAGAUUAGUGACGAGGGGGACAUUGGUAAAGCCGUGGAUAUGGGAAGAUAUCAACGAAUCGUGGGGAAACUCAUAUUCCUCUCUCAUAUCCGACUAGACAUCGCCUUUGCAGUUAUUGUGGUGAGUCAACACUCUCAUGAUCCUAAGCAAAAGCACCUUAAUGAAGUCUAUAGAAUUCUUAGAUACUUGAAGGGAUCCCCGGGUUAUGGACUACUAUUCAAAAAAUCUGACAAGCAAAGCAUUGAGAUAUACACAGAUGCUGACUCAGCAAGUGACCAAGAUGAUAGGAAGUCCACAUCGGGCUAUUGCACUUUUGUUUGA